Messenger RNA from Silurus meridionalis, 1080 nucleotides. RefSeq names its product small ubiquitin-related modifier 2. The record is from RefSeq and is a predicted model, not a curated record. The transcript has 4 exons. Gene Ontology annotation, biological process: protein sumoylation. Bases 87 to 374 code for a protein of 95 amino acids. Gene Ontology annotation, molecular function: ubiquitin-like protein ligase binding; protein tag activity. NCBI's taxonomy places the organism in Eukaryota, Metazoa, Chordata, Actinopteri, Siluriformes, Siluridae. Gene Ontology annotation, cellular component: nucleus.
GUGCGCGUCCCCGCGUAGUCGUUUUUUUUGUUUUUUUUUUCCUCGUGUGUGUGGCGGCGUAAAAGGGCAGCGCUUAUACAAUAACCAUGGCUGACGAGAAACCCAAGGAGGGAGUGAAAACCGAGAACAAUGAUCACAUCAACCUCAAGGUGGCGGGACAGGACGGCUCAGUGGUUCAGUUUAAGAUAAAGAGGCACACGCCACUCAGCAAACUCAUGAAGGCUUACUGCGAGAGGCAGGGACUGACGAUGAGGCAAAUCCGAUUCCGGUUUGACGGACAGCCCAUUAAUGAGACGGACACACCUGCACAGUUGGAAAUGGAGGAUGAAGACACAAUUGACGUUUUCCAGCAACAGACAGGAGGCUUCGUCUAAAACGCAGGAACUUCGCAGCCUUUUUUUUUUUUUUUCCUCCCUCUCUUAUUUCUUUCUUUCUCUCUUUCUCUCACUCUUAUCUCAUCCCUGUUCUCCCUCUCAGUUAAUCCUGACUGCUGUUGUAUAGCGUGCUGAUGCUCUUCCAAUUUCGCAGUUCCUGCUCUUUUGUAUAUAAAUGAUUUCACUCACACACACACACACACACACACACACACACACACACACACACACACACACAGGUGAAGUGCCAGCAUGAAAAUCAGAAACCCAAAGUUUCGUUCUUUUUUUUCUCAUUUGGAAAGAAUGAGCACAAAGCACCCAAAAAAGCGGUCUGUGGUCCAGAUCUUUCUGCUGGAGCUUCAUUCGAGUAGAGCGACUCCACUUUAAAAACAUUGGACACCAAAUUUACUCUUUGUAUGAAAAGGACACCUGGUGAAGUCAGGUGCUCUGUAAUACAGGACACGUCUGUUAUUUUUUUACAAUUAUUUUAGCUGCUUUUAUUUCUAUUACCGUCUUUCGGACACAUUUUUUUAAAAUUGUCAUCAAUCGGUAGUAGACGUGUGCAAAUAAUACAAGCCCCAGAUUCAGUAGGUGAAUUGUGAAUAAUAGUAACGAUGAUGACGAGUCCUGAUAUUUCCGUCGAGUUAAACCCCUGUAUUGUCGAAUAAACAAUUUGUUAAAAUAAAGAAAACACUUUUUAUCUUCA